AUGUCACAUGUUUCGCGGCCCAGCGCAGCAGAUUCUUCUGAAUCUGAUAGCGAAUGGGAUGGUCCUGGUGCAUCUAAAGGAGAACUCCUCAAGACGCUCAAAAUGCUGCAAGUUCAAAUGCAAAAGCUUCAAGAAGAGAAUAGGACAAUAAAAGAGGAAAACAAGACUUUGAACGCAGAGAAACCCAAGCGAAAAUGGUGCAUGAAUGCUCAUGACGAGCUCAGUGUUCAUGAGGAGACCAUCUCUAUCUAUGCUUGCAAGUAUGGCAUGAUGAUUGAGAUGUUUUCCAGUAGCGACCUCCUCAAUAAGCGCCUUCCAGACUCGCCAACUCCAUUUGACAGCACUGACCGAUAUGCGACUGCAUCUACUCAAGAGUCAGCAUUUCUGGAUGAGCUCUAUCGUCACUUCCCCGAGUCGUUACACAAAGUGAUGGAAAGUUCAUACUUUAGCGAUCUUGUGAUGAAAUCCAUCCCGGAUGCUCAUGCUAACGAGAUCAAGAAACUCCAGGGUGUUGCUGGCGACAUUUUCGACCUCCCUUCAAAGUACUUCACCAACACUAGCUACGACAGAGCUAAUGUCCCUGAGAUCCAACGACUCCUUGGGGUCACGUCUUCGACAAACCUGGCAUACAAAACAUUCCCUCUGGUGCUAUUCCCAGAGUUGAAAGAGGACCGAUCACUCAAGCUGUCUUCGGAAACUGGCUUCUGUUGGCACAAAACAUCCUCAGAUUCUGAAAGCUUUGUUGCGUGGUAUCACAUCCCUCCAUCACACUUCCAGUGGCAGAGGCGCACAUACCAACUCCAUGAAAUGGAGCAUUUGGCAAGUCACGCUGGGUUGCAUCACUUGGGCCACAGUUCUUCCACCAACAACAGCACUGCCGCAGAUUUGGAGGAUGCGGCUGCUGCAAUACCUCAGGCUGAUGAGGUGGGAGCUGCAGUCAUCAGCUCAUCAGGCGAGGUACUCCAGGAGGCGGCAGAUGAUCUGAGCAGUACUAGAGGGAGGUCCAAGAAGUCGAAAAGAGGGAGGAAGGUGACCACACCAGCGAUGGCUACCAAUCGUACCAUUUGGCAGGCUCACAAAUAG
Messenger RNA from Suillus bovinus, 1083 nucleotides. RefSeq lists its product as uncharacterized. NCBI's taxonomy places the organism in Eukaryota, Fungi, Basidiomycota, Agaricomycetes, Boletales, Suillaceae. The transcript has 6 exons. The coding region runs from base 1 to 1083 and encodes 360 amino acids. The record is from RefSeq and is a predicted model, not a curated record.